AUGUCCCACUCCAGGCUGCUGCUCCUCCUCGCCCUGCUCUGUGCCGCCGAGAGCAGCCGUGCCCUCCGUGUCUACAACCCCGCCUCCAUCCUCAGCUGCCUCAACACGGCCCUCGCUGAAGGCCAGAAGAGCCUCCCAGAGGAAAACACCUUCUUGGACAAACGCAGCUUCGAGUCCCCAUCGCUGGAAGAGGGGUCUGAGGAGCAGGAAGGGGACGACGUGGCAGAGGAAGAGGUAGGGAAAAGGACGUUCCCAGGGGAAGGCCAUUACAAAUACGUGUCCCAAGCGCAGGUGAAGGGGAAGACGUACCAAAACCGAGCCAAGAGCGACCGCCGCACCAAGGUCACCCUCUCCCUCGACGUCCCCACCAACAUCAUGAACAUCCUCUUCAACAUCGCCAAAGCCAAGAACUUGCGGGCGAAGGCAGCUGCCAAUGCCCACCUCAUGGCCCAGAUUGGGAGGAGGAAGUGA
Molecule: messenger RNA, 471 nt
Organism: Nestor notabilis (Kea)
Lineage: Eukaryota; Metazoa; Chordata; Aves; Psittaciformes; Psittacidae
Gene: UCN3
Product: urocortin 3
Exons: 1
Coding region: 1-471 (156 amino acids)
Biological process (GO): digestion; adenylate cyclase-activating G protein-coupled receptor signaling pathway; cellular response to nutrient levels
Cellular component (GO): extracellular region
Molecular function (GO): hormone activity; corticotropin-releasing hormone receptor 2 binding
Source: RefSeq, a predicted model, not a curated record